Molecule: messenger RNA, 2833 nt
Organism: Nerophis lumbriciformis (worm pipefish)
Lineage: Eukaryota; Metazoa; Chordata; Actinopteri; Syngnathiformes; Syngnathidae
Gene: ap1m3
Product: adaptor related protein complex 1 subunit mu 3
Biological process (GO): vesicle-mediated transport; intracellular protein transport
Cellular component (GO): clathrin adaptor complex
Source: RefSeq, a predicted model, not a curated record
GCGAGACUACUCCGGGCAGAGGCAGUAGCAGAGCGAGAAGAAAGAUGAUGGGAGCUCAAAUCUUUUCACACAAGUGACCCAUUUUCAAGCGCAUAUCUUCGAGAAGCCCGGUUCUUGUUUGAGAUAUAUAUUUUUUUUUACAUUUUUUGAAUCAACAACGAUGUCGGCGUCGGCGAUAUUUGUGCUGGACCUAAAGGGAAAGGUCUUGAUCUGCCGUAAUUACAUGGGAAACAUGGAUAUGAAUGAGAUUGACCACUUCAUGCCAAUGUUAAUGAAGCGGGAGGAAGAGGCAGAGAUGACUCCAUUGGUUACCCAUGGCUCCUCUCACUUUCUGUGGAUCAAGCACAACAACCUUUACUUGGUAGCCAUGACCAAAAAGAAUGCCAAUGCUGCUCUGGUGUAUUCCUUCCUUUAUAGAAUUGUCCAGGUGUUUCAGGAGUACUUUAAGGAGCUGGAGGAGGAGAGUAUUCGUGACAACUUUGUGACUGUGUAUGAACUGAUGGACGAAGUAAUGGAUUUUGGAUUCCCACAAACAACUGACAGCAAGAUUCUUCAAGAAUACAUUACCCAGCAGGGUCACAAGCUUGAGGUUGGGGCUGUUAGGCCUCCCGCCACUGUGACCAAUGCUGUGUCUUGGCGAUCAGAGGGCAUCAAGUACAGAAAUAAUGAAGUUUUUAUGGAUGUCAUCGAGUCGGUAAAUCUACUGGUGAGUGCCACUGGCACUGUCCUCCGAAGUGACAUAGUGGGUAGCAUUAAGCUCAAAGUGGUCCUUUCAGGAAUGCCUGAACUCAGACUGGGCCUCAAUGACAAAGUGCUGUUCGAAAUCACAGGGAGAGCCAAGACUAAAACCGUGGAUCUUGAGGACGUGAAGUUUCAUCAAUGUGUCCGUCUUUCGCGCUUCCAGAAUGACCGUACAAUUUCUUUCAUCCCCCCUGACGGCGAGAGCGAGCUCAUGUCCUACCGUCUUAACACAACAGUCAAGCCACUCAUAUGGAUCGAGAGUGUGAUAGAGAGGUUCUCCCACAGCCGUAUCGAGAUCAAGGUGAAGGCUAAGAGUCAGUUUAAGAGUCGGUCAACUGCCAACAACGUGUCUAUUUUGGUGCCGGUGCCCAAUGAUGCGGACUCACCAAAGUUCAAGACCAGCACGGGCAGUGCCAAGUGGUUACCAGAGAAAAAUGUGGUGCAGUGGAAUAUCAAAUCUUUUCCUGGUGGUAAGGAGUAUUUGAUGCGGGCACACUUUGGGCUACCCAGUGUGGAGUGUGAGGAGAUGGAGGGAAAACGACCAAUCACUGUUAAUUUUGAAAUCCCCUAUUUUACAGUCUCUGGCCUUCAGGUGCGCUACCUGAAGAUUAUAGAGAAGAGUGGUUAUCAGGCCUUGCCUUGGGUGCGCUACAUCACACGAAGUGGAGAUUACCAGCUGCGGACAAACUAAAGGGUAAAGUUGCUGGAAGACGAAUGGCUCUCUGUGUGACUCCCAGCGUCUUACUGCAUGAAUGGGACAGCAGAAAGGUCCCCUCUUCUCUUCUACCAAAAAAUUAUGGAAUUCCAAAAAAAAAAAGAUGUGCAAAUUUCAGAAUCUCCUGUUAUGCAAGCUCACAAAUGUCCACGGCAGAGUACGCUAGUUCUCAGAAGGAUAUCAUACUUUUUUUAUAUUACAAGAGCAAAAGAUCAAAGACAUUUUUUUUUUCUUUAAAGAUUAUAAUAUUGCACGUCUUUGACUUUUUUAUGCCAAGAAAAACAAAUAAUGACACAAUUUGAAUUUUAUACAUAAAAUGCCAACUAAUGUCAAUGUAUGAACACUUAGUAUUUGCAUAUUUUUAAACUCAGCAUAAAAAAAAAACUUUGGAAAGUCUUUUGUGGUUGUGCUUUAUCUUUGUCCUUGCAAUGUAUGUUUUCUGUUCCUAAAACUCCAUUACCGUAUUUUUCGGACUAUAAGUCGCAGUUUUUUUCAUAGUUUGGCCGGGGGUGCGACUUAUACUCAGGGGCGACUUUUGUGUGAAAUUAUUAACACAUUAACGUAAAAUAUCAAAUGAUAUUAUUUAGCUCAUUCACGUAAGAGACUAGACGUAUAAGAUUUCAUGGGAUUUAGCGAUUAGGAGUGACAGAUUGUUUGGUAAACGUUUAGCAUGUUCUAUAUGUUAUAGUUAUUUGAAUGACUCUUACCAUAAUAUGUUAUGUUAACAUACCAGGCACGUUCUCAGUUGGUUAUUUAUGCCUCAUAUAACGUACACUUAUUCAGCUGGGGCGGAAGGCGGGGUACACCCUGGACAAGUCGCCACCUCAUCGCAGGGCCAACACAGAUAGACAGACAACAUUCACACUCACAUUCACACACUAGGGCCCAUUUAGUGUUGCCAAUCAACCUAUCCCCAGGUGCAUGUCUUUGGAGGUGGGAGGAAGCCGGAGUACCCGGAGGGAACCCACGCAGUCACGGGGAGGACAUGCAAACUCCACACAGAAAGAUCCAGAGCCCGGGAUUGAACCCAAGACUACUCAGGACCUUCGUAUUGUUUGGCAGACGCACUAACCCCUCUAUCACCGUGCUGCCCGCAUUAAAAUUACUUCUGCAAAUUACACUCUUCUCACUUAGUCUGUCCCAUUUUGUGGAGAGUUCCAUACCUUCUUCAUAUUCCCAUCAUUUGUUCAUGUAAAGUUGUGGUCAAAAGUUUACAUACACUUGUAAAGAACAUAAUGUCAUGGCUGUCUUGAGUUUCCAAUAAUUUCUACAACUCUUAUUUCUUUGUGAUAGAGUGAUUGGAGCACAUACUUGUUUGUCACAAAAAACAUUCAUGAAGUUUGGUUCUUUUAUGAAUUUAUUAUGGGUCUACUGAAA